AUGAACCGCAUGCGGCUACGGAUCGCGGAGCGCCUAAAGCAGUCUCAAAAUACCGCGGCAUCACUCACUACCUUCAACGAAGUGGACAUGUCAUCUCUCAUGGAAUUCCGUAAACUCUACAAGGACGAUAUUUUGAAGAAAACCGGUGUAAAAUUGGGCUUCAUGAGCGCGUUCUCCCGUGCCUGUGUCUUGGCUAUGAGGGAUAUUCCAACUGUCAAUGCGUCUAUUGAAGGUCCUAAUGGCGGUGAUACAAUUGUCUAUAGAGACUACGUCGAUAUCAGCGUUGCGGUAGCGACGGAAAAGGGAUUGGUCACCCCUGUUGUUCGAAACGCUGAGUCCAUGGAGCUAAUUGGUAUUGAGAAGGCGAUCGCAGACUUGGGUAAAAAGGCGCGUGAUAACAAAUUGACCAUCGAGGAUAUGGCCGGUGGCACCUUCACCAUUAGCAACGGAGGCGUUUUCGGAUCUCUGAUGGGUACACCCAUCAUCAAUCUUCCGCAAACAGCUGUGCUCGGCCUGCAUGCUAUCAAGGACAAGCCAGUCGUCGUUAACGGAAAGAUCGAGAUCAGACCUAUGAUGUACCUUGCAUUGACCUACGAUCACCGCCUCUUGGAUGGUCGGGAAGCCGUUACUUUCCUAGUUAAGAUUAAGGAGUAUAUCGAAGAUCCAAGACGGAUGCUGUUGGCAUAA
This is a messenger RNA of Blastomyces dermatitidis ER-3, 687 nucleotides long. Its product is annotated as 2-oxoglutarate dehydrogenase E2 component (dihydrolipoamide succinyltransferase). Gene Ontology annotation, cellular component: oxoglutarate dehydrogenase complex. Gene Ontology annotation, biological process: tricarboxylic acid cycle. Gene Ontology annotation, molecular function: dihydrolipoyllysine-residue succinyltransferase activity. NCBI's taxonomy places the organism in Eukaryota, Fungi, Ascomycota, Eurotiomycetes, Onygenales, Ajellomycetaceae. The transcript is spliced from 6 exons. The record is from RefSeq and is a predicted model, not a curated record. Bases 1 to 687 code for a protein of 228 amino acids.